Molecule: messenger RNA, 5594 nt
Organism: Malaclemys terrapin pileata
Lineage: Eukaryota; Metazoa; Chordata; Testudines; Emydidae
Gene: ELOC
Product: elongin C
Exons: 4
Coding region: 198-536 (112 amino acids)
Biological process (GO): ubiquitin-dependent protein catabolic process
Cellular component (GO): elongin complex
Molecular function (GO): protein-macromolecule adaptor activity
Source: RefSeq, a predicted model, not a curated record
UACUAUUGCUCUGUUUGACUGCUACCUCCACCAAUGAGGGAGCCUCCUACUUCCCCUUCCCUCCCCUCCCCUCCCUAAAGGGAAGGAAAUAAUUCGGUUACAAAAAUCCCAAGGAUGGAGGAAUUUAGGAACCUUUUUAAGACCAUCUUACUGUGAAAGCUGCUGUCGCAAAGCAAUAAACAUUUAAUAAGGAGAGAAUGGAUGGAGAAGAGAAAACAUACGGUGGGUGUGAGGGCCCUGAUGCUAUGUAUGUGAAGUUGAUAUCCUCUGAUGGUCAUGAGUUUAUUGUAAAAAGAGAGCAUGCGUUAACAUCAGGAACAAUAAAAGCUAUGUUGAGUGGUCCAGGUCAGUUUGCUGAAAAUGAAACAAAUGAGGUGAAUUUUAGAGAGAUUCCAUCCCAUGUUCUAUCCAAAGUAUGCAUGUAUUUCACCUACAAGGUUCGCUACACUAACAGCUCCACGGAGAUUCCUGAAUUCCCAAUUGCACCUGAAAUUGCACUGGAACUGCUGAUGGCUGCAAACUUCUUAGAUUGUUAAAUAAAAUAAAUUAUAAUAAAAAUGUAAAACUUUUUUCAGUAUUUAAUACCUGUAGUUCAGUUAGUAACUUUUUUCAUAUAGCAUGCUGCGUGUGUGCGGUUGAGAACUGUAAAGUUCACUGCAGAGGCAAUUAUCUUCAGAUUUGUUGCAUAGCAAUCAUUCAAGUUUAUAUUUGUUUUGCUGCUUACACAAAUAAGGCCCUUUUCCCAAACAGACAAAUAAAUAAAUAUGCCAAUUAGUAGAUGGCUAUGCCUUAUCCUUUAGGCGUGGCAGAACUUUCUUUUAAUGCAAUGAUCAUUUAAAAUACUGGAGUUUAAGCCAAUGCUACUUAAAAGCUAAUAUUAGCUAAAUGUGUAGGUGUUUAGCAUUUCUAACUUUCUCUUAUUGUUGCAAUUUCUAAACCUCUGAACUUUAUCACCUUACAGGGUAAUUGUCCCUUUAGCAUAGUUAUAACUUCAGUUAUAUCAGUACUUGCAUUAUAAAUCCCCUUUUUCAAGGAUUUGUAAACUGGCAUAAACAUUCACGUUGGACUGAAAACAGUAUCUAGGAUAAUUUUUAUGGUUGUUUUUUUUAAUUAAAAUUUAGCUAUGUUUUUAGAAAUGGACAAGUGUACCUGAUUUAUUUUUCAGUCAUAACUUAACUCACCCCUUUGAACAAUUUAAAAUGUUCAGGUCACUUGUCUAAUAAAAAUGCAGCUCUUCUGAUAGUGGAAUUAGAAUUAAAGAGCCAUGUUAUUAACUAAUGCUAACUAGUGUAUGUAUACUCCCCUCUUCUGUUCUAUAUAAAAUGUAAGUUUAUUCAUAAUGUACUGUCACUUGACCUAAUAUACAAGAUUUAUAAUAGCUAUAAUGGCUCCUUUCCACUGUUUGUGAUCAGUUAUGUAAACUCUGUAUUUACUCUUAGAUCAAAGCCUUUGAAACUUCCUAAAUAUGGCUACCAAAGAGGUAGUUCUGUUCCCUCUUUUUUUUUUUUCCCUCUCCCCUGCCUCCCCAUUGUUUAUACAAGAAAAGCUGAAUAGUGGUGGCCCUUUUGUUCUUCAUUGAAGUAAAGGGGUAUUAAACAGAUGUUUGAGAAUCUUUCAUAGAUUUCUUAAAUACGUCCAAUGUUUAUAUUAAGAUUUUAAGGGGAAAGGAUUGGCAAGCCAACGAUAUUAACUCAUUUUUGAAUGGAACAUGUAAUUGUCCUUUGUUCAAUUCCUGCUGGUAAUUGCCUGUUAUACUCUUUCUUCUCUCAUGUCACAAAACAAGAUUCCAUAAAACAAACAUGGUGAACAAUGUGACAAUAAGUUGCUUUCUUUAAGAGGCAGGCUGGAGAUUUUUACUACCAAAAUAAUUCUUAGAAGAGGAUGAUAAAUCUAACUUCACCAGUAAGAUGCAGUAGCUAUUGUAUUCUUGUCAUUAUUUUGUGCUUUGGGUGUUGAUAUGAGACAUUAAGCUGAAGCUAAAAUGGCUUUGAGCACCCAGGAAAUGCAGUAGUGUUCGAGAAUGCACUACGCAGAAUGUUCUUGCUGUUAAGAAAAUUAACCUAUAAAUAAAAGGAGGGGAGGGGAGGGGAAGCUAGUGCAAUUUACUUGAUAGUGAGAUCGGUAUGAUAAUAGACAAAUGGAAACAUACAACACUUACUCCCUGAGUUCUAAAUAAAUUUCAUAAUGGAAAAUUUUUAAAACUUAGUUUUUGUUGGUUUGUGACUGCUUAUCUUUAAGCAGAUUUUUAUAUGAGGAAUCACAUGUUCACAUUUAUGCUGUGAAUAAAUUGUAAAAUUUAUAAAAUUGAUAUUUGGGUUACAGAUGGGCAAACCAGUGUGGAUAAAAUAACCCACCCAAAACCUUUCAACAAAAUCAUUUAUAGACUUUAGGAUGUUCAGUACUUUCCUCUCCCAUGUUAUAACAGAAGCAGCCAACUACUGCUAAACCUUGUAACAUUUCUAAUUUAUCUGGAAGUGGAAAGUAUUGAGAAAAUUUAAGAGCCUAUUCUUAUUUCAGCUCACUUUUUCCCCCCCGUAUACUAACAAGAAUUUAGACUGCUAGGUGCCAAAAUGAACUUUUUAAGGUAUGCUCAUCUCUAACUUUGCCAUAAUUGAAAGCGUAUUUACCCAAGUCUAGUCAUCAGCUAGAUACAGAUGGGGACUAGAUCUUCUUUGGUUGUGUAUAUUUCCAAUUUGAUUGUAGGAUACAAUAGAAUUCUAUGUAAGUUAUGAUGGAAUAAUUUGUCUGUUCACAGUUGAUCAUCUUCCACAUACAAUGGCCUGCCACAAAAGGAGCUUUGCACUUGAACCAUCAGAAUUCCAUUCAACCAGCUGAAAUAUAUAUAUUUAAAAAAAAAAAAAAUUAAAUCUCCAGGUUCAAGGGACACAUGCCACAAGGUUUAGCUAGGCCACCAUUUUGAGCUGCAUGAAUGUUUAUGCAAAUAUAGCAUAUUUCAAAGUUCAAAGUGUUUUUUAUUGCCAGAUGGUCUCGGAAUAUGUGAAAUAUGAGCACUUCAGUUUUUCAGCUGGUGUUUGUAUAGUACACCUCUUCCUACCUGGUCAAUGGGUACUGUCUGCUCUUUUUCUUCAUUGUUUGUAAUAUCCAUUAAGCUUGGAAAAAAUGGUUUCCUUCCCAGCACCUGAAUAGAUCUUCUGCUUACAUGGUAAAUGUUCUCCACACCUUUCAUCUAAUGAAACAGAGGCAAACUUGCUUCUCAUUUUCACUUUUAUGUCCCAAUUUAUGGAUUUUGUGUAUCUGGUGUCAACAGCUCUUAGAACAGUUCAACUGCUACUGCAGAGUCAGCAAAAGCACAAUGUCCUUGUAUGGGUUCUACAAAAAUAGUGGUGGUUUCUUGUCGGAGGGUAGUGGGAGGGUGUAAUUUAAUCUUGACAAUUGAAUGGGAGAAAUAUGCUAAUAACUUUUUAUCUUAAGGUGAAUCAGGUUUGGGUUUAAAUUACUUGACUAUGUUCUUUUAAGACAGAAGGACCAAAGCUUUGCAGUUAGCAAACAGUAAAAUGUCAUUUAGUUGUGUCCCCCCCGUCCCCCCCCCCCAGGGAAAAAGUAGUUCAGCUUUGAAGAAUGUUUUUGUGACAAACAACAUAUCAACUCUGUUAGAAUUAGAUUUAUUUUUAAAAGCAGCUUACAUGGUGGCAAUGUUAUAAGAAAAUAGUAAUGCUGUGAACUCGAUAUGUUGCACAUGGUUUAAAGGUAUACAUCCAAGAAGAUUAAAAAGUAGUAGCUUUUCUGACAACUCACUUUUGAAAGAAGCUUGUGUGAGUAACCUAACUAGAGCAGCCACAAGGAAAAUACAAUACAAAAGUUACUUUUUAUCUAAUCAAUAAACGCCUUUUAAACCAUACAAAUUUAACCAGUCUAAUUGUGUGCCAUGAACCUAAAGUUUUUGAGACCUUCGUAUCCAGAAAUGUAAAUUGGGAAGUUUGACACAGUUGCAUUAGUUCAACAUCAUAUUAUGUUUUUGGUAAUUACACUAAAUGAUAGUGUUUACCAAGUUGAAAUGAAUGAUUUGGAUAUCCUGUUAAGUAACUAAUAAAAACCUGAAUUAAGCAUCUACAGUUCUAACAUGGCUGCUACCCUGAUACCUCUGUAGUGAGAUUUUGAUUUAUUUAUUGCCAGUUAAGCAUUAAUUUACCAGUUGGGCCUUUUCCUUCUCCACUAGAAAUAUCACCAACUUCUCAUAUUCAUUUAACAGUUGAACACUGUAACUAUCUUCUCUUGAAAAUCACCAUGAUGUGUAACCAUAGGUAAUAUGUAACUCUAAUCUUAGUUUGCCAUAAAUUCUUCUGUCACUCUAACCAAAUGUUAAAACAUGAGUGAAUUCUUUAGCUUAAAAACUCAUUAAGUUCACUAUCUCUUGUCUGAGCUCUGAAAAGCUCUGUUUGGUGUGAUAUCACAAAACAUGUUUUAUCUGAAAAAUGCCUAAGAUCUAUCUGCUUUUAGCAUGCAUUCUUUCUUUCAGCUAUCUUCUCAAUGCAUGUAAACACUAUUUCCGUAGAAGCAGUGUUUUGCUGAACUAACAGAUUUUCCAGUCCAUUGCACUCCAUUAUUUGCGUCAGAAUUAUUUCUGGAGAGCUAUGUGAAACUUGUAGAUUACAGGUGAAUAUCUCACUAACAUCUAAGUCACUUUCAAGUUUUUCAUAAUUAAGUAUGUACCCUCUGAGAAGUAUUUAAUUUAGAAUAAAAUUAUGAUUUAGGUAAAAGAAUGUAUGUGUCUAAAAGUUACUUAUCAAGUGAAGCUGGUGUGUAGAUAAGAUGCACUGUAGAUCUAUUGAGAAUCACCAGAUGUAAAAACCUCAGUUCACAGCAGUAUUAUUACUGUAGUCGUGUUCUAGUAUUUCUGUAGUCCUUCCUAAAGAAAUCAACAGAAAGUUAGCAAGAUGUUUAUCUGUGAUCAAUCUUAGCUCUUACUAGUAAUUCAGCAGCAGACUAUGUGGCCUAGUCUGCAGUAGAAAAAUUGCAUCAGUUUAACUAGAGCUAUUUUAAAUAGAUGAAGCUAAACUGGUUCUGGCCCCUAAUGUACAUGCACUUACACCAGUUUAACCUUUGCUUAAAUCCGUUUAGAUUAAUUAACCUAAACUGAUUUAAGCAAAGGUUAAAUUGGUGUAAGAACAUGUACAUUAAGUUUUUGCACCAGUUGAAUUAAAAAAUAGAAAUUUCAAACGUGCAACUCUUCUACUAUUUAAAAAAAAAAAGUUUUGUCUUGUUUCUUGUCCAGAUGAUGGUUUGGCUUGUGAGAAGCUAUUUGUUGAAAGCAUCAGGAUUGAUUUAUUCAUGUGGGCUAUCUGACUGCUUCACUUUUUGAAAAGCUGAUGUGUUUUAAUCCAGAACCCAAAUCUUACUUCAUAUAAAUUGGAGUCCAUUUAAAAUACUAGUUUGCUAUAUGCAUUUCCUUUUAUAGUCAAUGAGAGAAGAAGGCAUCUGUUUUCUAGUUUCAUGUUUGUAACUGCACAUUUAUUGUGAGAUUGCUCUCAAAACCUAAACUCCAUUUAUCUCUACAUGCAAAUGUCAUGGGGCAUCCUGCUUCUGCUUUUGGAAUUUCAGCAUUUUAUGCUGCCAAUAAACACUUGCUCAGAACA